Molecule: messenger RNA, 2084 nt
Organism: Hibiscus syriacus
Lineage: Eukaryota; Viridiplantae; Streptophyta; Magnoliopsida; Malvales; Malvaceae
Product: protein ROOT HAIR DEFECTIVE 3-like
Exons: 20
Coding region: 75-2084 (669 amino acids)
Biological process (GO): endoplasmic reticulum membrane fusion
Cellular component (GO): endoplasmic reticulum
Molecular function (GO): GTPase activity; GTP binding
Source: RefSeq, a predicted model, not a curated record
AAUUUUCUCUCUGUAUGUCUUCCAUUGAAAUAGCUCGCCUCAGCUUUUGAGCUAUCGGUUUCAAACAAGAUUCAAUGGCGACGGAUGUGGAAUGUUGUUCAACUCAACUUAUUGACGGAGAUGGCUCAAUCAAUGUUACUGGAAUCGAACAGUUUAUCAAGGAAGUAAAACUUGGUGAAUGCGGGCUCUCGUAUGCCGUGGUUUCCAUUAUGGGACCACAGAGCAGCGGUAAAAGCACACUGUUAAAUAAUUUGUUUUACACCAAUUUCAGAGAAAUGGAUGCAUUUAAAGGAAGGUCUCAAACCACGAAAGGUAUUUGGAUGGCAAAGUGCUCUGGUAUAGAGCCUUGCACUCUAGUAAUGGAUCUGGAGGGUACUGAUGGAAGGGAACGAGGGGAGGAUGACACGGCAUUUGAGAAACAAAGUGCACUUUUUGCACUGGCGGUUUCUGAUAUAGUACUCAUAAACAUGUGGUGUCAUGAUAUUGGACGUGAGCAAGCUGCAAACAAGCCCCUUCUUAAGACUGUAUUCCAGGUCAUGAUGAGAUUGUUUAGUCCCCGCAAAACAACAUUGAUGUUUGUCAUUCGUGAUAAAACAAGGACACCACUGGAAAAUUUAGAACCUGUUCUGAGAGAAGAUAUUCAGAAGAUAUGGGACACGGUUCCUAAGCCCGAAACACAUAAGGAAACCCCAUUAAGUGAAUUUUUCAAUGUUGAGGUUGUGGCACUUAAUAGUUAUGAAGAAAAGGAAGAGCUAUUUAAGGAGCAGGUUGCUAAAUUGAGACAACGAUUCUUCCACUCUAUUGCACCGGGGGGGCUUGCUGGAGAUAGGAGGGGAGUGGUACCUGCUUCAGGGUUCUCUUUUAGUGCACAGCAGAUCUGGAAAGUCAUUAAGGAGAAUAAGGACCUUGACCUUCCAGCCCAUAAGGUCAUGGUGGCUUCAGUACGUUGCGAAGAGAUUGCCCAUGAAAAAUACGAUGCUUUCAUUGAAAGUGAGAGCUGGCGUAAUUUAGAAGAAGCUGUAAAGACUGGUCCAGUUUUUGGGUUUGGGAAGAAGCUGAAUUCACUUCUCUACACUUCUCUAUCAGAAUAUGAUUCAGAAGCCACGUUUUUUGAUGAAAGUGUCGGAAUAUCAAAGAGAAGACAGCUUCAAGAAAAACUGUUCCAACUUGCCCAACCAGCCCACCACUCCGUACUGGGACAUUUAAGGUCUGGAACUCUUGAAAAAUUUAAGGAAGCAUUCCAGAAGGCUUUGAAUGGAGGGGAGAAGUUUGCUGUGGCGGCUCGUAACUGCACUGGAUCGUACAUGGCUCUAUUUGAUGAAGGAUAUGAAGAUGCUUUUGUUGAACUAGCAAAUUGGGAUUCCUCUAAAUAUAGAGACAAGCUAGGUCGAGAUAUCGAGGCACAUGUGGCUUCUGUCCAAACUGCUAAACUUUCAGAGCUUAUUUCAUCGUAUCAGGAAAAGCUGAAUGAGACAUUGGCAGGACCUGUUGAAUCACUUUUUGAUGGAGCUAAUAAUGAGACCUGGCUCUCAAUAAGGAACCUUCUUAAGUGUAAAACUGAAUCGGCUGUCAGUGGAAUGUCCAAGGCUCUCUCUGGUUUUGACUUGGAUGAAAAUGCCAAAGGCAAGAUGCUAACGAGCCUAAAGGAUUACGCCAGAGAAGUGGUUGAAGCAAAAGCUAAAGAAGAAGCCGGAAGGGUAGUGAUCCGUAUGAAGGAGAGGUUUUCAACAUUGUUUAGUCAUGACGCUGAUUCAAUGCCUCGGAUUUGGACCGGGAACGAAGAUAUUCGUGCCAUAACUAGAACAGCUCGUACUGAAUGCUUGAAAUUGCUCUCUGUUAUGGCUGCAAUUCGGUUGGAAGAUAGUGUUGAUAAUAUCGAGAAAAUACUAUUUUCUGCCUUGUUGGAUACCAGCAGUAGAGCUGCGAACAAGAGCACACUGCCGGAUCCACUGGCCACGAGCACUUGGGAGCAGGUCCCUCCCGCAAGGACAUUGAUCACACCUGUCCAGUGCAAGGCUUUGUGGAGGCAAUUUACGACUGAGACUGAGUACACUGUCACUCAAGCCAUUUCUGCUCAGGCAUGA